UGCGCUGCCCUGUGCUUUCUGCCCCCUUUCAUCCCCACCAGUCCUCUCCUCUACGGUGGAUUCAUGCUCAGCUCUCGCCCUCCUCGGUCGCCAUGCAGAACAACCACCACAAGGAGCACCUCUAUAAGAUUCUUGUGAUUGGGGACCUCGGGGUCGGCAAGACCAGCAUCAUCAAGCGGUAUGUCCACCACAACUUCAGCCCCAACUACCGAGCCACCAUCGGCGUGGACUUCGCCCUCAAAGUCCUCAACUGGGACCAGGAGACGGUGCGCCUUCAGCUGUGGGACAUCGCAGGUCAGGAGAGGUUUGGCAACAUGACUCGUGUGUACUACCGCGAGGCCAUGGGCGCCUUCAUUGUGUUCGACGUCACGAGGCCCGCCUCCUUCGAGGCCGUGGCUAAAUGGAAGGAGGACUUGGAUUCCAAACUGACACUUGCCAAUGGGAAAAAUGUAGCCACUGUGCUUUUGGCUAAUAAAUGUGACCAGGGCCGGGACGUGCUUACAAAUAACGGAAUAAAGAUGGAGCAGUUCUGCCAGGAGAACGGCUUUGCGGGAUGGUACGAGACAUCUGCCAAGGAAAACAUCAACAUCGACGAAGCAGCGAACUGCCUGGUGAAACACAUCAUCGCCAGCGAGAAAGACCUGCUCCAAUCAGAAGUCCCCGACACCAUCACCCCGCAGUUAGAGAAAGAUAAAGGCGGGACUUGCUCGUCCUGCUUCAGAUCCCAGUAACAGCUCCUGACAACUGGAUCCUCUUUUGUAUCUCAUUUACACACUAAGUCGAGUUUGUCUGUGAGCAAGAGGCAGAGGAGGAACUGCUUUGGCUUGUUGUGAGGAAGGAGGAAGGUAUGGGUGCCAACUUGUCUCCACUCUGGUCACCCGGGGUGCGUGUGUUCAUAUGUGAGGGGGGUUGACAAAGAGGCAGCUGGUCUAAGAAUUGGAUGGAUUGAGUUAGAGAGAAAGAAAGAAAAGUAGGUGGAUGCAGCUGUGUGCGCUUGUGAAAAGACAGGGUCACGCUCUGGGCGACUUCAAACCUUGACACUGCCACUUUGGUUACCAUAGACACACAUGUUACGUAACACAUGCGCAGAGAGAUUGCUGAAAAUCACAGUACAUCUGUUGUAAAGUUCAAUGGAAGUAAUCUCCAUUUAUAAACCGUGGUAGUCUCCUCUUUUUUUCACCCCUCCUUCUCCAUCCUCCAUCUCCACUCUUUCAUUCAGACACAAACAAAUGUUCUUUCAUCAGAAUGAUCUGAAGCAGUUCAGCCUCGGUCCUGAUAACAUUACAGUUAUUUCACAUUGUUUCCUUAGAAGUGGCUUCGAUUUAUUUUACAUGGUCAUUUUUAUGGCUCUGUCCUCUGGGGCCAGUCCUGUUUUCUGUUGUCCAUCUUUUUGGAAUGUACUGGCGUCUUCACUAAUGUAAUGUACAGCAGAUUAUACUGAUGUAAUUAAAGUGCCUUAUCUGAUGCUGCCCUUUUUAUUUAAUGCCUUCAACAGAUAUAUUCACUACAUAUUUAAUUUAUAUGUGUACUUAUGAAGGUAUAUGUAUGAUGACUUUCAUCACUGAUGUAGAAUCCAAAUAAUUACCAUGGCAACAACUUGUAUGACAAACUAAAGAAAAAAAAAACAUGUUUGUUCUGUCAAUUUUAGUUAAAAUUGUUUUAUAUCAAAUUUCUAUUCCACUGUUCAAUAUUUGUAAUAUUUGUAAUUAUGUCACAAAUGCAGAUAUAUAUACAAACAUGUACAUAUUAUAUACAUUAUAAUGAGGCAGGUUAUAGAACCAAUGAUGU
Molecule: messenger RNA, 1788 nt
Organism: Paralichthys olivaceus (Japanese flounder)
Lineage: Eukaryota; Metazoa; Chordata; Actinopteri; Pleuronectiformes; Paralichthyidae
Gene: rab38a
Product: RAB38a, member RAS oncogene family
Biological process (GO): endosome to lysosome transport; phagosome-lysosome fusion
Cellular component (GO): Golgi apparatus; lysosome; trans-Golgi network
Molecular function (GO): GTP binding; GTPase activity
Source: RefSeq, a predicted model, not a curated record